Molecule: messenger RNA, 3426 nt
Organism: Portunus trituberculatus (swimming crab)
Lineage: Eukaryota; Metazoa; Arthropoda; Malacostraca; Decapoda; Portunidae
Product: zwei Ig domain protein zig-8-like
Exons: 8
Coding region: 583-1623 (346 amino acids)
Biological process (GO): synapse organization
Cellular component (GO): neuron projection membrane
Source: RefSeq, a predicted model, not a curated record
GCGGGCGAUCCAGUAGCGUCCUGCCUCCGGUGAGCUGCACAUGGUCUUUCCUCGCUCGCUGUUUGUUGCGUAGUCGCUGCCUCUCACACGACGUCUUCCACGUCUCCAGACGGCACACCAAUCGAACGAUACUUCCAAGGAAGCACAGUGAAAUUGCAAACCAAAAAUAGUUGGAUUGACUGGAAGUUGAUACAUGCUGUAAAGUUUCCUUUCAAGUUGAAAACGCACAUGAGCGACGGAGCGAGUCACGAGCAGGUCUGGAUAACACAAAAGUUUCCACAGUGACAUGAACGCUUCUGUUUUAAUAAAAGGAAGCUUAGAGUGACACUAACGCCUGGAGAUUGACGUGAAGGACGCGCCAAUGACAUGGAAGCUUAUAAGAAAACAUUGCAAAAAGGCACAGUAAAGUUUAAGCUUAUUUAGUGAGACGUUUGGGUUUUUCAUUGGUAAAGAGAAGGCUAUUUUGCGACGACGGUCAGUGGCUUCUAGUAAGAGCAAGACUCCUAGAGCAGCAGGAGCCCCAGACUGCCAGCGUCAAAGAGAAAGUCGCUGAUCUUAGAGUGAGCCGUGUUCUCUGGAGUAAUGGCAGUGCCCAGGUUGCCAGCGCCCCUUAUACUCCUCCUGUGGGCUGUGCGGGCGUCAGACGGGCAGGCGGACAACAGAACAGAAGGCAUGGUGCUAGAGACAUCAGCCCUGACACCACAAGCCCAGCUCAUGCCUGACAUAUCCCACGCUCCGGAACCACUAGAAGCCCACGAGGAGUCUUAUCCAGGGCGUGUGUCAGCGACGGAUCCCUACAUCGACCCUGCCACGGCGACGAAGGUGCGGGCGUAUGCUGGGACCACAGCCUUCAUCCCUUGCAUUGUGAACAACCUCGGCCAGCGAUCGGUUUCAUGGGUGCGUCAUCACGACAUUCACGUGCUGACAGUGGGUCGCUUUACCUUCACCAACGACGACAGGUUUGAGGUGCACCACGACGACGGCAGCAACGAGUGGCUUCUGCGGCUCAGAUCCCCGACCACCAAUGAUUCUGGGACGUACGAGUGUCAGAUCAACACGAAGCCAACCAUUACGCAGCUCAUCAACUUGGUGGUGUUAGAGCCGCGGGCGGUCAUCACGGCAGGGCAGGAGCUGUAUCUGGACAGAGGAUCGACACUCAGGCUCACCUGCCAAGUGCUCGAUGCCCCAAACCCUUCAGAGUUUCUCCUGUGGUAUCAUGAACAAAAGCAGGUAGCCAACUACGAGGUGGAAAAGGUGGAGGUCAGUGUUGGGGCGGACGACAACGGCACGACCACCAGCACUCUCACGCUAGAAGACGCGCAGGUGCACAACUCUGGCCUGUACACGUGCAGCCCCUCGAACGCCAAGCCAGCCUCCAUCAGGGUGCACGUGCUGAGCGGCGAGCAUCCCGCAGCCAUGCAGACCAACUCCUCCCCGUGCCUGCUGUGUCCGAGGACCUCUUCCUCUUCCUUCUCCUAUGUUUACUGGCGGGGUAACUUAUCUUCAAUCCUCCCUUUCUUUACACUGCUCCUGGCACUCCUGACUCCUCCCUUCAGACCCCCUCAGCAGGCUCUUCUCUUGGCACUGCUCAUCUCAAGUGCCGCGUUGCAACGGGCGUCCUGAUGAGGUGGUCGAAAAGAGGGAGGUGAGGAGAGAGCGCCACAUGUAGCUCUCACACCCCUGUGCAUCGCGGCCCGUUUUGCAGGAACCCUCCCAGCGAAAGCACCAAUUAAUGCCCUCAGUACGUCUCAGUACACUUAUAAGUACACUUAUAAGUACACACCACCUUGUUCCUCACCACGGCACACCCAGUCCACGGGCACCUGCUGCGUGGCCUCGUUACACUGGCCUGAUGUCCUGAUGAUGUUGGUGCACUACUCCCGCGCUCGCGUGUUGGCUUAGGUCACCUCACGUCUCCAAGGUUCGUCUCUAGUUAUGUUUUGUUUCAGUCACUGCUCUUCAACUCAAUUGCCUUCACUUUGUCCUCGGCUUCCGAUACCCAGAAGUUUGCGUAAAGCCUCGUAAAGAAAGGAAGUGUUGAACGAAGUGCACAAAACGACACGAGGCCACACGACGAGCGAGGCGGAAAACACGACAAAACUACCACUUUUAUGAAAGGGCUUGGAAAUUGUUCCCAACCAUCAAAGCAGUGGCGGCUAAAAGUGUCCCAAGAAUGUUUUUCACUACUUUAUUUUAUUUCUUUACAUUAUGAAUUUCCUUACAUGUCGAAAGAAAAAAAAAAAAAAUUCACCAUGGCCACAAACAAAAUAACCCUAAAAUAUUUGAAAAUGUGAAAGGAUAUUGCAAAAACCACUCAGGCUUUCCACAAGACAGGAACCACUUACUCGCUCCCCUGUUUGGUGAGUAGCGUCUCUCGUGAGUCGUCCCAGGAGGGCCUCAUCCGACUGCCGCGGUCAAGUAUCCUGUAUCGAAUUGACACACGAAUUCCUCGCCAGUUGCUUUGACUCGGCCUAACACUCGCCACCGCUGUGUAUAAGUUAGGAGGUGUGAGUGUAUGAGGAGGCAGCAGGUUGGAGGCAAUGAGGUGUGAAUACUGAGGCUAAGUGCUGCGUCUGCGGCUCUCCAGGUCAAGGACUCGACCAGGGCAUCACUGCUCCCUUAAUGACCCAACGCGACGCAGAGGGAACGUAAAUUUUUGUCCACAUCCCGUCUUUCUUUUUCUGUUUCUCUUCCGCUGGGAGAUCAGAGAUACACAUGAAGAACCAGUCAGGCUGAGGGAAGAAGGGUGACAGUCUGUCAUAGUCACUGCGGGUAGAGGGAAGAAGGGUGACAGUCUGUCAGAGUCACUGUGGGUAUUGCUAACACAGUACGAAAAUUGACUGAAUUACUUCUGGAUCGUAAAAGUACUGUAAAAAACAAUAACAUCCAUAGAUUAUUCGGAAAUGCACCUUCAAAAUUCAAAUGCAUGGAAAAUAAAAAAUAAAAGAUUUUCCCAGUAAAGUUACUAAAUUAAAGGGAACUGACCUGACAGCGCUUAUUUCACACACUAAGGAAGGAAAAGGAGAAAAAAAUAAUUGCAACAUUACUUCGCUGAGGAUGAAAAAAAAAUAUUCUCCUUAUAAAUUUUUCUUUGACCAUCUGCACCGUGUCUCCCUUCCCCGCCUUUCCUUACUGCUGGACAGGGAUACCGGUACGAGGCGAUGACACGCCAUGUCUUUAUUCUCCUUUCUCUCCAAAUGUUUGGUUCACAUGUUCCUGUCACUACAAUCAACACAAUCUAAACUCACAGGACACCUAAGAACUCUGGUCACGGCCUAAGCCACCUUACCCUCCCCCUUCCACUGGCGCCACUGUACAUAUCUGCGUCACGCUGUACACAACGCAGUCAUUGAGUGUCUAUAUUAAUAUCGCUUCAAGCCUGAAUUAUACUUUAAAUGUUUCACUAAUAAAAAUAUCAUAACCCAA